UCUCCUCCUUUGGAGAGUACAGAGUAGAGGAAGAGCAGCCGCACUCUUCUUUCUCCUUUUCUUUUCCCUCGUGCUCCGUCCAUCUGCGCUCCGUCAUCAUGUCCAAGGCUCCACCGACCACGGACCCCACAAAGAUGGGGAUUGGACGGGCCAUUGCUGUGCUGACGUCAGGGGGAGAUGCCCAAGGUAUGAACGCUGCAGUGAGAGCCACGGUCAGAGUGGGGAUUUACACUGGAGCCAAAGUCUACUUUGUUCAUGAGGGCUACCAGGGCCUGGUGGACGGAGGUGAAAACAUCCGCCUGGCCACAUGGGAGAGUGUGUCCAUGAUGCUGCAGCUGGGAGGAACUGUAAUCGGCAGCGCCCGCUGUAAGGACUUCAGGAACAGGGAAGGGCGUUUGAAGGCGGCCCUCAACCUGGUGAAGCUGGGCAUCACCAAUCUGUGUGUGAUUGGAGGUGACGGCAGUCUGACAGGAGCCAACCAGUUCAGGACGGAGUGGAGCGGACUGCUGGCUGACCUGGUCAAAGCUGGUAAAAUCACUGAAAAUGAUGCCAAGAAAUCUUCCCACCUGAACAUCGUCGGGAUGGUGGGUUCCAUCGACAAUGACUUCUGUGGCACUGACAUGACCAUCGGUACCGACUCGGCUCUGCACCGAAUCAUGGAGGUGGUGGACGCCAUCACUACAACGGCACAGAGCCAUCAGAGGACAUUCAUCCUGGAGGUGAUGGGCAGACACUGUGGGUACCUGGCCCUGGUCACAGCGUUGGCCUGUGGCGCUGACUGGGUGUUUAUUCCAGAAAUGCCACCAGAUGAAGCCUGGGAGGACCAUCUGUGCAGGAGGCUGGCAAACCAAAGGGCGAGAGGUUCUCGUCUGAACGUGAUCAUUGUCGCUGAGGGCGCGAUGUCCAGAGAGGGGAAGGCGAUUACAUCUGAUCAAAUUAAAAAGCUGGUGACUGACAGACUGGGCUUCGACACUCGUACCACCAUUCUUGGACACGUGCAGAGAGGUGGCACGCCCUCCGCCUUUGACAGAGUCCUGGGCAGCAGGAUGGGUGUGGAGGCGGUGAUGGCGCUGCUGGAGGCCACUCCAGACACUCCAGCCUGUGUGGUCAGCCUGUCAGGGAACCAGGCUAUCAGACUGCCACUCAUGGAGUGUGUUCAAGUGACCAAAGAUGUGACGGCUGCCAUGGCUGAGGGCAGAUUUGAAGAUGCUAUUAAACUCAGGGGCAAGAGCUUCGAAAACAACUGGAACACUUACAAACUGCUGGGUCACAUCAACCCCCCAGAGACUAAGAGUAACAUCAACGUGGCCAUCAUGAACAUCGGGGCUCCCUGUGCUGGUAUGAACGCUGCGGUUCGUGCUGCUGUCAGAAUGGGAAUCAUCCAAGGUCACAACAUGUUGGCUGUUCACGAUGGUUUUGAUGGCCUGGCCCAGGGACAGAUUGAGCCCAUUACCUGGAAUGGAGUGAGUGGUUGGACAGGAAAAGGAGGCUCGGUGUUGGGCACCAAGAGAACUCUGCCAGGCAAAAUUUUGGAGGAAAUCAGCCUGAACAUCGCCAAAUAUAACAUCCACGCUUUGGUGAUCAUUGGUGGAUUUGAGGCCUACGUUGGAGGUCUGGAGCUGGUUCAAGCCAGAGAGAAGUAUGAAGAGAUGUGCAUUCCUAUGGUGGUGAUCCCGGCCACUGUCUCAAACAACGUCCCCGGCUCUGACUUCAGCAUUGGAGCUGACACUGCCCUCAACACCAUCACCACGACCUGUGACAGGAUCAAGCAGUCGGCAGCAGGGACCAAGCGCCGCGUUUUUAUCGUUGAGACUAUGGGUGGAUACUGCGGCUACUUGGCUACCAUGGCUGGUCUGGCUGCUGGAGCUGAUGCUGCCUACAUUUUCGAGGAAAGAUUCAACAUUAAAGAUCUGCAGGUGAAUGUAGACCAUCUGGUGGAGAAGAUGAAGACAACGGUGAAGAGAGGUUUGAUUCUCAGGAAUGAAAAUUCCAAUGCCAACUACACCACUGACUUCAUCUUCAACUUGUACUCAGAGGAGGGCAAAGGCGUCUUUGAUUGCCGUAAGAAUGUCCUCGGACACAUGCAACAGGGUGGCACUCCAACGCCCUUCGACAGAAACUUUGGCACAAAAAUGGGUGCCAAGUCUGUUAUUUGGCUGACAGAUAAGCUGAAGGAGUGCUACAGGCAUGGUCGUAUAUUUGCUAACACAACCGACUCUGCCUGUGUUCUGGGCAUGAGGAAGAGAGCGCUCACCUUCCAGCCACUCACUGAGUUGAAGGGAGAUACAGAUUUUGAGCACCGCAUCCCUAAGACCCAGUGGUGGCUGAAGAUAAGGCCAAUCAUGAAGAUCCUGGCCAAGUACGACAUCAAACUAGAUACAUCUGAAAGUGCUGAUAUGGAGCAUGUGAUCAAGACGAAGACUCUGUUUGCGAAGUAGACUCAGUCUGCUAUCAAUUAGCAUCACGAUAUUGGAGCUAUUGUGUUGUUCUGUUCUCACUCUGCCACAUCUAAACUUUAACAUUUCACAGAUUACACUAUAGUAUUUAAAAAUAAAAGCCUCUGAAACUCACACUACUCUAUUGCAACCUAUUUGUGAAAUUUGAAUGAAAUUUGAAUGAAAUCAACCAAACCUUUCAUAUCGACUGCUAGGAUAAUCCAAAACAUAUUUAGUUUGUAGUGGAAUUAUCCAAUGUCUUGUUAAGUAGCUGAGCGGUUAUUUUGUAGACUUAUCUCUUUGUGAUUGUAUCUCAUGGGACAGUAAAUGAUUUAAUCACAGCUCUUGAGGCUUUAGAAGACACCACAGAGCACUCAUUAAUUUGCUAUUGAUAACAAAGAACCAGAGAUCCAGAAACAUGAAAAAAUAGUUCUCAAGUGCCUAUAAACAACUUAACUCUCUGUGGUAUGUAAUACAUUACCUGUUAGGACAAAAAAUGUUCAGUGAUUUUCUGUGUUUAACAUACAAAA
Molecule: messenger RNA, 2965 nt
Organism: Cynoglossus semilaevis (tongue sole)
Lineage: Eukaryota; Metazoa; Chordata; Actinopteri; Pleuronectiformes; Cynoglossidae
Gene: pfkma
Product: phosphofructokinase, muscle a
Exons: 22
Coding region: 99-2438 (779 amino acids)
Biological process (GO): canonical glycolysis; fructose 1,6-bisphosphate metabolic process; fructose 6-phosphate metabolic process
Cellular component (GO): membrane; cytoplasm; 6-phosphofructokinase complex
Molecular function (GO): monosaccharide binding; 6-phosphofructokinase activity; AMP binding
Source: RefSeq, a predicted model, not a curated record